Penaeus indicus is the source of this 691-nucleotide messenger RNA. Its product is annotated as glycine-rich protein-like. The coding region runs from base 89 to 574 and encodes 161 amino acids. The record is from RefSeq and is a predicted model, not a curated record. NCBI's taxonomy places the organism in Eukaryota, Metazoa, Arthropoda, Malacostraca, Decapoda, Penaeidae. The transcript is spliced from 3 exons.
GCGCAGAUUCAUUUAGGACAGAGGAGUAUAUAAAGGGAUAAGUGAUUCAACUCGCCAUCACUUUGCAGUUAGCGCUACAGUUGCAGUCAUGAAGACUCUGAUCGCCGUGUUAUUGGUCGCCUUCGUGGCAGCAGAGCAGAAGCGUGAGGCUGAGCCUUCCUAUGGGCUCCACUACCCCCUUACCUACCCUUAUGGUGUAGGCCUAGGCAGUAUCUACGGGCUCUACCCAUAUGGCAGUCACUCCUUCCUCAGUACCCGCAGCCAUGUCCUUCACAAGCGCGACGCCGAAGCCGAUCCUGGCUACCUUUUGGGAGGAGGUCUUGGCCUUGGUAGUCCCUAUGGCUAUGGCCUCACUUAUGGCCUUGGUCGAGGUUAUGGCUUUGGAUAUCCAUUAGGUCACGUCUCCUACCACACCGCCAGCCACUCUAUCGGCAAGCGUGAGGCUGAACCUAGCUUCGGCCACGGCCUUCUUAGCCACGGAGCAUCAUACGGCUACACCCCCUCUCUCCUCUAUCCAGGGGUCGCCCAUUCCUACCAAUACAAUCGCGCUUUUACUCCACUUAUCUACGGAUAGUGAUAAUAUUGUUCUUCAUCUGAAUAUGAUUGAAUGAAAUACAUUGUAAGAAGUCUGCACAUUGAUGUUUUAAGCACAUUAAUAUCAGCAUUUCAUUAAAGUUGCUAUUAACUACAA